ACCUCGCCAGUUCCACUUUUCGUUUGAGACCUUGUGUUUAUUGGAUUUGGCCGCUUGUGAAACUAUGUAGGCACCAUGGUUCUUUUCGAGGGCGCCGCUCGUAAGCCGCACUGUGGAGCGCCAUGGCAAACUGGGAGCGAAACAAGAGGAUCUUACUGGAGCUGCUGAAGCUGCCCGAGAACAGACUUUGUGCAGAUUGCGGCGUGCCCGAUCCCGACUGGGCGUCUUACAAGUUGGGCUUGUUUAUCUGUCUGAACUGUUCCGGUAUCCACCGUAAUCUGUCCAGUCGGGUAAAGUCCAUAAAGCUUGACUACUGGGAAGAUGCGCUUGUAGAGUUGAUGAAAUCCAGCGGCAAUGCUCGAGCCAGAGCUUUGUAUGAAAAAGCACUUCCUCCUUACUACUACCGGCCACAGCAGACUGACUGUGCAGUGUUAAGAGAGCAGUGGAUACGAGCCAAAUAUGAAAGACUGGAAUUCACAGGCGAGACCAAGUAUCCACCUCCGUCUUAUAGCACAGGCUUCUAUGAAGGCAUGCUAUGGAAGAAAGGCAAGGAGAACACACAGUUUCUCAAAAGAAAGUUUGUCUUGUCUGAGAGGGAAUUCACGCUGGCUUACUACAACAAGGACAAUGAGUCCAAAGGUCCAAAAGCGCUCAUUUCUAUCAAGCACUUGAAUGUAACAUUUCAGCCAGAGAAGAUUGGUCAUCCCCAUGGGAUGCAGAUUACUUACCUGGACAACGACCACACCAGGAGCCUUUUUGUGUAUCAUGAAAGUCCUGAGGAAAUAGUCACAUGGUACAACGCCCUUCGUGCCGCUCGCUAUGCAUACCUAAAGACGGCGUACCCGACCGGGACAGACGCCGACCUGGUACCAAAUAUAACACCAAACUACCUUAAAGAGGGAUAUAUGGAAAAAACAGGGCCGUCGCAAAAGGAACCAUUCAAAAAGAGGUGGUUCAUUUUGGAUUCCCAAAACAGGAAGUUGCUCUACUUCAAAGGCUGUUUGGAUGCUGAGGAGCUGGGGGUCAUCUUCCUUGGCACAGAACGCGACAGCUACUCUGUUAGGGAUUGUGUCCCAAAGCACACCCGUGGAAACAAGUGGAAGUUCGGCCUCAUGGUGGAAACACCCGAACGGCAAUUUGUCUUCAUGUGCGAGCGUGAGAGUGAGCAAAGAGAGUGGCUGGACUCACUCAGACAGGUCAUGUCCAGGCCUAUGACACCACAGGAUUAUACUACUGAAACCAACAUCAGGAAUAAGCGAUGAAAAUUGGAAAGCAGGAUUUGAAUGACACAGCAACAACAUCUGAAUGCUCAUCUGCAGUGUGCCAUGAAAUGACUUUGUUACUGUUGAAAUGACAAUUGGAAUCGUUUUUAUUGAGGACUUACAUUUAUUUUGGACUAUAUACAUAUACCUCUGACAGUCAAUUUUUCCAACUAUUUCCUUAUUUUGUAGCUCAGAGUCAUUUUGUAUCGUCAUGGCUGCACUGUAGCCUUUGCGAAGCAUUUGCAGUUCACCUUUGUGACACCUGGGGGCAGCAUUCCACGUUUUAUAACACCAAAUGAAGUUUGUCCGUUUAUGACUCGCCGUCUUUGCCGCCGGUUAGUGGAGGUCAGGCGUGCGAAAUACUAUGGGACCGCCGAAAACGUGAAUUCCAUUCAGAAAUCGUGGCGCAUAGCAGUCGGCUAUUUUAAAAAUGCAAUAGCACUGAGCUCACAAAGUGUCCUCUGUUCCGUAACGUGUGAAGAAUUUGAAGAGCGACACCAAAAAGCCACCGUCCGUUUUGUCCUACAAAGGCAGGCAGGCAGGCAGGCAGGCAGGCAGGCGCCCAGUUUGACAGUAGUGGCUGGCUGGGCCUGACGUAAGAGCAACUACCGAAGAAGUGACAGCCAACGAGGGGACUUCAUGAA
Syngnathus acus (greater pipefish) is the source of this 1906-nucleotide messenger RNA. It is a transcript of the gene adap2, whose product is annotated as ArfGAP with dual PH domains 2. Gene Ontology annotation, biological process: positive regulation of GTPase activity. Gene Ontology annotation, molecular function: phosphatidylinositol bisphosphate binding; GTPase activator activity. NCBI's taxonomy places the organism in Eukaryota, Metazoa, Chordata, Actinopteri, Syngnathiformes, Syngnathidae. The record is from RefSeq and is a predicted model, not a curated record. Gene Ontology annotation, cellular component: intracellular membrane-bounded organelle; plasma membrane. The transcript has 12 exons. The coding region runs from base 123 to 1262 and encodes 379 amino acids.